AUGUUUGGUGGUAUCACGACAAAGGCUUUGCUAAUAGCCGGUUUGGCCUUCUCAAGCACUGCUGCGCCAAGCAAGAAUGAGAAACGCCACUGGGUUGGCUCAUGGGCGUCUAUGCCUCAGAUUGUCGAGCCUGCCAAUCUUGCCCCAGCGCCUUUUGGAGGACCAGAUCUUGCUGCUCAAUUCCUAAACACUACGCUGCGUCAGACAUUCCACAUGUCAAUUGGCGCCGAGAAAAUUAGAAUUCGAUUUUCUAACAUCUUCGGCAAGACGGAACUGCCCAUCAAUGCAGCUACCAUCGCUCUACCAGCUGGUGGAAAGGCUGGUGUUGGUGAAAUUGACACCAAAACCGCCAAGACGCUCAAGUUUAACGGAAAGAAGUCCGUCUCUGUGCCUGCAGGAGAGAUUGUCUACUCUGACCCUAUCGACUUUAAACUAAAGCCUCUGUCAAACCUUGCUUUGUCUGUGUACACCGAGAAAGGUCAAGCUGGAAACACCAUCACCGGACACCCUGGUAGCAGAACUACUUCUUGGAUGCAGAAUGGCAACCAUGUGAAUGCUGCUUCUGUUUCUGGAGGAAGCACUAAGCAUUGGUACUUUGCUAACGGUGUUGAUGCUUGGGCUCCUGCGGAUAACUUUGCUGUUGUUCUGUUGGGUGAUAGUAUCACUGAUGGACGAGGCAGCACUGAUGACACAAAUGAUCGUUGGUCUGAUGCACUUGCUGCGCAUCUCCAAGCCUCAGGAUUGAAGAACGUCGCUGUCAACAACAUGGCUGCGGGCGGUAACGCGAUUCUCCAGGGUGGUCUUGGCCCUCCCCUUCUUCAACGCUACAAGCGAGACGCUCUUGAGCAACCCGGUGCCAAGUUCGUUGUCAUUUUCGAAGGUGUUAACGACAUUGGCCCAUCCGCCACCGACGCCGCCACCCAGAAGAAGGUCAAGAAUGGUCUCAUCGCCGCCUACCAACAAAUUGCCGGCGAUAUCAAGAAGGCUGGCAUGACCAGCAUCGGAGCCACCAUUACCCAAAUGCUCGGAAACCAGUACUAUGCUCCUGAGAGAGAGGUGACUAGGGUCGCUAUCAACGAGUGGAUCUUGAGCAAUGGGACUUUUGACCACACGGUUGACUUUGCUUCGUUGAUUGGAAAGGGAGAUAAGCUGCUCCCUCAGUACGAUUCUGGAGAUGGUCUGCAUCCUAACCCUCUUGCGUACAAGGAGAUGGGCACCAAGUUUCCCAUCAAGUUCUUUAAGAAGUACUAA
This is a messenger RNA of Fusarium pseudograminearum CS3096, 1251 nucleotides long. RefSeq lists its product as uncharacterized. The transcript has 3 exons. The record is from RefSeq and is a predicted model, not a curated record. Lineage: Eukaryota; Fungi; Ascomycota; Sordariomycetes; Hypocreales; Nectriaceae. The coding region runs from base 1 to 1251 and encodes 416 amino acids.